AUGUUUAGUAAAUACAUCGUAAUUGCUUCUUCCGUCUUUGCGGCUUUGACCUCUGCGGCAUCUACGGUCGAUUUAGAUGCCCUGCUUCUGCUACCAGGGGUGGAGUCGCACGACGGCGUUAAUACUGUAUUUUCGACUAAAGACUUUUAUCAAGUGUCAUUCGUCGAAUCGAUUGCUCCUGCUAUCGUAAACAGCUCCGUGAUCUUCCAUGAUGUGUCUCGUCGUGUGGCCAUAGGCAAUGUCAAGAGUAGAGCAGGCGCCUUGGAUUCAGAGGAAACGUAUUAUGAUUGGGAACAGUACCAAGUGGUGAAUAGCGGCGAUUGGCAAACCGAAUAUACUCCCGUCUCUGAAUGCAUUUGGAGAGAGGAGAAGGACAAGAGCGACGAAACACCGGACAGAUUUCCUAUCUCAGUGCCAUAUAAUUGGACGUCACAGUACUCAAUUGUCGACUAUGACACAGACGCUAAUGAAGAUGGUUUAGAUUUUAGGUUUAUUAAAUCGUUGCUAGAUAAGAGAAACUGGUUGAAAAAAAUUGACGAGACUGUCUCCCAAUCUAGUAUCAUGGUAGCACCAAUGAUUAAGCCAUACGACGUGGUCCAGCUUUGGUAUUCAAAAUACAUGGUUUGGGCAAACGUUCAAAGACAAUACUGUAGCGGUAUUUACCCAAGAGGGACUCAAUGUGGCGCUUGGUCCAGGUAUUACCAUGUGGAUGCUCCUACGUGCGAUGAACCUAUUGCGUCUUACAUGACGAAAAUGCUGGAAGAUGAGGUUCAAUGUCCUAAUGAGAGAAACGCAACUACCUCAGAACCUCUUCGCCUGAAUAAUGAGGGAGGGCCUGAUUUCUUUUUGGCUGUCGAGGAAGAGGAAGAGAAAGGAUCAAAAUCUCUCUGGAGUUCAUUAAAGGAAGUCUUUUCCAAAAGAAGUUAA
Messenger RNA from Saccharomyces paradoxus, 927 nucleotides. RefSeq lists its product as uncharacterized. The record is from RefSeq and is a predicted model, not a curated record. Bases 1 to 927 code for a protein of 308 amino acids. Lineage: Eukaryota; Fungi; Ascomycota; Saccharomycetes; Saccharomycetales; Saccharomycetaceae. The transcript has a single exon.